AUGGAUUUAGGGCCUGAGGACCGAGUUGUCGCAGCGAGGCUCCCAAUGGAGGGUGGGGGAUCUGUUUCUGGUUUGAUGGUUGUUCGCCCCGGAAGCAGCCGACGGGGAAGCGAUAAUGGGAGCCACAACAGCAAGAGCUCGAAGGGUAGUGAGGUCGGAGACAUUCAGUCUAAAAGGUCGACAAAUAUUGCGGCUGCCCCUCCUCUAAUCGGCCUCGGUAUCACAAUGGAUAGUCUGAUGCCUUCUUCCUCAAAGGUGGUAGAGCGGAGGCCGCGGGAGUCAGAGGUUCAGGCUCGCCAAGGAAUACUGCCAGUUCCCCGGAUAUCAGUUGAAGCACCUUCUUCCCCGCUUGUUGCUCAACCGGCAAAGAAGACCCAGGCUGUUUUUGCUCAAAAAUCUUCAACUGUAAUGCCCGCCCCUCCGGCUGCUACAACAUCGGCACCCGCGGCAGCGCCAGUGACUCCUCAGAAAUACCCAGCAAUUGCAACAAUGUCAUACCCUACCCCAGAUCAGUUGGCAUAUAAACCGGUCGACCGGUCUCAAAUUCCUACAACAAACUUCCCCGGGAAGGUUAUGGCUGCUCCAACUCUUGCUCCCGUUGUGGCCCCGGCGCCGUUGAAGGCUCCGCAGAAGGCCCGUGCUUCAGUUGUUCCCGCCCCGCCUGUCAAAUUGCCGCCGGCGAGCAGGGUGCCCCUUGGUCGGCCCCCUGUGGGUGGAGCACCUGUGAGCCUUCCACCACCAACUGCGAAGCCUCAAUUCCCACCAGCUCCUAUUGAAAGGCCAGAAUCCAUUGCAUCAUCAAUCUCCUCGCGCACAACCGCAACCUCAUCAUCAUUAUCAACAUCAUCAAUGACGUCUGAGAAACCAACGCCUCGGCAACUAACCUACUCUCCGCAUCCGGUUUCAUCCCCUGGCUCCUCUAGUUCCUCCUUAGUAAGUGUCUCCUCAUCCGGCUCGUCCUCGACGACAACCUCCUCUGCGCACCUGCGGCGUAUUUCAUCGUCAGAACCUGUAGUUCCAGAAAUGUCAAGUCGAAAACCAGCAUACUACAGGUAUGCGCCAAAGAAGGACACCUCACAAAAGCGAAUAAUGGACUCCCCAGCAUUCCCCCAGGGCGACGAAACAAUUAAGUCCCGGAAACCCGCAGGGCCCUGGGACGGGAGACCAGGUGCAGACCCAAACCUCGGAGCUUACUACCGUACCGCCGAAGCUGAGAAGCUGAAACGGUCGAAAUCUCAUUCAACCUCGGAAGAGACAUGGGUCGACGAAGCCAAUUUAGCAAAUUACUAUAAGCAGGCCGACGCGCAAAAGCGUAAAAUGGCGCUAGAGAAGAUGAAGAGAGAACAAGAAUAUUCGGACAGCGAAUCUGUAGCUUCUUCGUCUGUCGUCUCGUCUACUGCUUCGCCAGAAGCUUCGGUAGACCCGGACGUAGCGGUGUACUGCCGCCACGCUAAAUCUGAGAAGGAAAAGGUGAAACAAUUGGAGCUCCAAACACCAAAGAAGCAGGCACCGAGGUCGGGAGACGAAAAGGCCCUAAGAAUCUACUCCUCUCCGUCUACCUCAGCAUCACCAAACACCCGCCUCCGGCACGUUCGCGGUGGUCUAUCCUCCCAUCCCGUCCCCCCACCAGCGCCCACGCCACCCCCGCCUGACACCACAGAUACCGAAACCAUCGGCGAGACACCUACUGAAAAGAAACCUGGACCUCCUAAGGGCGCCGCAGAAGCAUGGUUUCAGGCUUCGAUGGCGGCAAAGGGCGAGACUGCGAGUGAUUAUUGGAAUGCGUCGAGGUCGACUAUUGAGAGCCCUGAGGAGGAGGCUGGAGGAGAGAAGGUGGAAUUUCCGGAGGGAUUACCGCCGGCACCGACGCCGCCAUUGAGCCGGGAGGAUACGCCUGCGGGGGCAACAGGAGCGGGAUCUUAUUACUCGACGGCGGGGAGUUAUAGGGAGGAGAGAAAGAAGGGUUAUCGGAGGUGAUUUUCUUGAAUGCCCGGGGAGCAGAGUGGACGUUGGAUGGUUUAUUACAACAAUUUGGUUCUUUUCCUAUCCUUUGGCGGUUUAUAUGAAAUGCUGGACGGGAGAUGUUCUUCAUUCAUCAUUCCAUUCUUAAUUCCCUUCCCUCGUCAUUGUUUCCUCUCUAGCCUGCGUUUAUCUCUGGAUUAUGCGGUUUCAUCUGGAUAUAUAGCGCUGUGUAUUGUUAUUCCCUAACAUUUCCUCUUCCCCCCCCCCCCUACUAUCAUUGGUGGGUUUGCGAAAGUAGAGAUUUCUUUCUUUUAUCUUAUUUCGUUUUCCUGUUUGGAUUUGUUACGAUUGACGGGGGUCCGGUUUUCGGAUUGGUUAUUAGUUGGCUGGGCUAGGUUAGGAGGGCAUUGGUAUGUCGGGGGUCGGUUGGUACGAUGCUGGUGUUAAGUCUGUUUUAUUAUUUACCAUUUCCGUCCAUCUCAUCAUUUCCUCACUUGAUCUCACCUCAUCUCACCCGCAUGCCCCGUUUCACGAAAAAACAAAAAAACAGAUACCGGAAUACCAUCGGCGCCAGACUGAUUUCAUUUCCUUUUUCUUUUUAUUGACAGAAUUUGGCGUCCAGCUCGCGCGCUGUGGACGUUGGAGGGGAGUUUUUUUUUUGCUCAAAGAUUGCGGAUCGGGGCGGGGGUUGGGGUUUUGCCAUUAUUGAGGGAAAUUUGUGUUGAGAAUGAUCCGGGUGUGUGAAUGAUGAUGUGUAGUAUAUUAUAUUAUGUCCUGUAGUAUAGCAUGAUUUAUGAAUUGAGGGGUGUAUAUGGUGCUUUUUGGUAUCAUGUGUUGAUGGAGUGGAGGUGGGGUUGGAGCUGUACUGUACACAUUCUAGAUAUGGCAGCGAUAAGUGGUAGAAAGAAGACAUCCCCAGUG
This is a messenger RNA of Tuber aestivum (summer truffle), 2883 nucleotides long. NCBI's taxonomy places the organism in Eukaryota, Fungi, Ascomycota, Pezizomycetes, Pezizales, Tuberaceae. The record is from the annotation of a GenBank genome assembly.